This is a messenger RNA of Tachysurus fulvidraco (yellow catfish), 1925 nucleotides long. It is a transcript of the gene sowahd, whose product is annotated as sosondowah ankyrin repeat domain family d. The coding region runs from base 321 to 1349 and encodes 342 amino acids. The transcript is spliced from 2 exons. The record is from RefSeq and is a predicted model, not a curated record. NCBI's taxonomy places the organism in Eukaryota, Metazoa, Chordata, Actinopteri, Siluriformes, Bagridae. Gene Ontology annotation, molecular function: protein binding.
UCGUCAUAGAUAUUAUAGCUGACCUUUGAGCCAAGGAAAUUCUCAAGGGGUGUGGUGUAUUGACGGAACCAAAUUGGUGCUUUAUUUGGAAAGCAAAUGUCGGUUCAGAGAUAUAAUACAGAGUGACUAUCUGUUUUUCUAGACUAAGGAUUUGUAGUCACACGUAGUUGUGAAAGGGAACCUGCAGACGGAGGGGGCACGAGACCUGUCACUCUUCGGAAACCUUCGGACAGAGUAAACAGUUCCGGAUAUGUAAACUUCUUCAGUGCAUAUGGACAAAGAACAUAUGGACAAAGGAAGACGAAGUCGUUGAUAGAAACAUGUGUGACAUUGCGGGCAGCGGCGAGCUGUCAGAAAGAGACGCCAUCAAAUCUGAAACUCCCUCGCAUUCUCAGACACGCGGACAAAAACAAGAGGCUAAAAUCCAAAUGAACGACUCAAAUGAGUCAAAUUCGAGCCUUACGGCGGAACCGACACCAGAGGAGCGGCCGGCUAAAGUUGGCGCGCGUGCGGUGUCGCUGACACUCAGCGCUGCAGUGCGUAGGUCCAGAUUUCAAAGACAGCUGGAAGCAUCUGAAUCAAAAACAUCAGCCGAGGUCCAGGAGAAAGGCUCCAUUACGCCUGCCAUGCGCAAAAAAUACCUGAAGGACUUAUUUUUGAAUUAUAAUUCGCAUAGUGGCCUGUCAACAAUCUUGAGCGUGUCCUCUAGGGACAGCGUGGAUGCAACCUCUCAGGGUGCGGACGAGAGCAAUGCAUCCUGGGUACUGGAUCCCACUGAACACGCAUGGAUGCUAUCAGUGGUUGAUGGGAAUUAUGACACUAUAGCAGAGUUUCUCUUGGAGGACCCCAGUUUACUGACCAGGAAGGACUUUGUGACCGGCUAUACAGCUCUCCACUGGUUAGCAAAGAAAGGAAAACACGAGGCGUUAUUAAAGCUUCUAAAAAAUGCUGAGAGAAAAGGGAACCCCGUGGACGUGAACUUAAAGGGCAGUGGUGGUCAGACCCCUCUUCAUGUUGCUGUUAUGCACAGACAGUAUAUGGUAAUCAAGAUCUUAGUUGGUGCAUUUAAUGCCAAAGUUGAUGCCAUGGACUACAAUGGAAAAAGGGCAUGGCAAUAUCUCAAAGAUGAUGCACCAUCAGAGAUGAAGGAGCUCCUUGGUGCAUUAGAUGAAGAACACAUUAUCUGCCAAAUGAACGCUAAUAACAAUAAUGCAUGUUGCACUGAAGAGGCUUCUGUGAAGAACUGCCAAAAAAAGACAAACAUUGACACAGUCAGUAGUAACGGGCCAUGGCGCUUGGGCUCGUUUAGAAAGUUACUUUCCCCAUUUUUCUCUGGAGGGAAGAACUGAAAGACAUUAGAAAUCUAAUAAUUACACACCAGAUAACUGGAAAUAGUAUAAAUUCCAGUGAAUACAAAUUCAACAUUUCAUAAAUUAUUGUUUUUAUAUUGAACUAGUUAAUAAAAGCAUUGUAACUGCCAAUUUAGUUUGUAUAUAUAAUUUCCUGAAUGUAUAUUUACAUAAAGUAUCAGUAAUGACAAUGUAUUUGAAGCUGAAUUCUAGAAAUCAACCCAAUCUCAUCCAGUUUAUCAGUUGUAAAAAAGUAGUUUACAUUACUUGAACACAAGCCAAUACCACAGACCCAAGCACCUUCAAAUCACAAUGUUUCCCUCAAAUAAACAUUCAGAAAAAAGGGCAAGAGGCAUUUCAUUUUUGGUCUGAUCAUUUAUUGUUGACCAACAGCAUUUUCAGAGUAUCUGUACAAAAUAGAUUUCUGAUCCACAUAACAGAUGCUCCCCAAACAACUGGUCAGAGUUGGUGAUGCUUGCAGGGUGCAGAUGUAGUCAGAACCGAAAAGGCAAGUACUGAGCUUACAAGCCAAGCUUUGUCCUCCUCCAGUGUCUGCGCUUGGAGUUGUACCUGCAG